UCACUUAGCCGUAGGCCGAUCACCCCUAAAUACCGCGUCUCCACUUGAGCGUCAAACGGACGGUGCUCAUAUACCCUAUUUUUACUUUGCAUUCUCCUCUCAACUUUUCCUUCCCCUUUCCAUCUUCCAAACCAGAAUUUGCCUUUUUCAUUUUGUUCAAUAAUAUCUCAAAUACUCCUAAUAAAUCACAAAUUUUGCUGUAAAUUACUCGUAUUUCCCUCUAACAAAACUUAAAUAUGCAGUAAAAUCCUAGACUUAACGUGUAACAAAAAGAAGUUAGUUGAAAACUUGUAUGCCAUGAGCAGAACCAACAGAAUCCACUGAUUUAAUUGCGUAAAUUUCCUGUCUCUGUCCUCCUAGUUAAUACACUCACAGAAAAAUUGAUGCAGUACCAGAAUUUAUUGUGAUAGUUGAUCUUCUCAACGGUUUCUUACAGCGACUUUUACUCUUUCAGAACCCCCAUAAAAUUUGACAAGACCUAGCUGUUUACUGUUUCCUAAGCUCAUGAAUUGAAGAUAAAAGAAGGAAGAAAGAAGAUGACUUCUAUGGUGAUGAUCUACAGACUUGGGUUUCUUUUGAUAUUCGUUUCGGCAACAGAAGCAAUUUUAAAUUCAACUAAUUGCUCAAGAAUAUGCAAUGGAACAGAAAUAAACUACCCUUUUGGAUUCAGCCCUAAUUGUGAGUUUCAAUUAAACUGUACUAUCGAGGGAAAAAUGGAAUUCAAAGGUUUAGAAAUCAGGAAUUUAUCAUGGGAAACCAUAUCACUGAUUCUCCCACCGAAUUGCACACGACCAAUUCGUCAAAUCAGUCGUUUUUUCGGCAAAAAUUACGCUUUGACUACAAGAAAUGGAUUACUAUUACAGAAUUGUAGUACCCCUUUGUAUGGAUGCAUGAUUCCGGCAAAUAUAAUAGAGACAAAAUUUGGUGGGUGUGUAGGGAGGAGAGAGAAUAUGAGUUGUUAUGCAACGGAGAAUCCAAUCGGAGGAGGUGGAAUUUUGAGGUAUGAGGAUGUUGUGAACACUAGAUGUGGGUUUUUGUAUUCGUCAAUUGUUGUGGAUGAUGUUGCUUCUGGAAAUUAUACUUCCGCUGCUUUGUUAGAGUUUCGGGCUAUUCAGGUUGAUUGGUGGUUGACCGGCAUGUGUCGGUGUCACCCUAACGCUGUUUGUAGUACUGUUGGAGCUUCCGGUUUCCGGUGCCGGUGUAAUGAAGGUUUUGUUGGUGAUGGUUUCGUCAACGGCCGAGGUUGCCGGAACGGGUCGGUUUCAGCUGAUGGUUUACCUAACCCUGGUCGAACUCGUAGAACUAAGUUCCCAGUUGUAUUUGGAGGCAUUGCUGCUGGUACUGCUUCUAUGUUGAUAUUUGCUGGUAUUUGUUACUUUUAUUGUCGUCGUUCUAUCUUUAUGAAAAGUCCAAUGAGCGCAAAGCAUCUUCUUUCUGAUGCUGAAGGCAACACUCCUGUUCCUUUGUACCCUUAUAAGGAGCUUGAAAGAGCUACAAACGGCUUUUCUGAAAAGCAAAGGUUAGGAACUGGAGCAUAUGGCACAGUUUAUGUUGGAAGACUUCACAGCAAUGAAUAUGUGGCUAUUAAAAAGAUUAAACAUCGAGAUACUGAUAGUAUUGAGCAAGUCAUGAAUGAGAUCAAGCUUCUCUCCUCAGUCAGUCAUCCGAAUCUUGUUCGUCUUCUUGGUUGCUGCAUAGAGAAUGGUGAGCAGAUCCUUGUGUAUGAAUUUAUGCCAAAUGGAACUCUUGCAGAGCAUUUGCAGAGAGAAAGAGAAAGCGGCAAGGCCCUCCCUUGGACAGUACGGCUUACCAUUGCUACAGAAACUGCCCAAGCCAUCGCCUAUCUUCACUCUGCAAUGAAUCCUCCGAUAUAUCACCGAGACAUAAAAUCGAGUAACAUACUCUUGGAUAUUGAUUAUAAAUCUAAGGUAGCAGAUUUCGGUCUUUCUAGGCUCGGGGGAAUGGAAUUAUCCCACAUCUCGACAGCUCCUCAAGGAACUCCGGGAUAUGUUGAUCCUCAAUACCAUCAGAACUUUCAUCUUUCUGACAAAAGUGAUGUUUACAGUUUCGGGGUAGUCCUAGUUGAGAUUAUAACAGCAAUGAAAGUAGUAGAUUUCAACCGGCCUCAUUCUGAGGUCAAUUUGGCUGCCCUUGCUAUUGACCGGAUAGGAAAAGGACGGAUUGAUGAGAUAAUUGACCCUUAUCUUGAGCUGCACAGGGAUGCAUGGACUUUGGCGUCUGUUCACAAGGUAGCGGAGCUUGCUUUUAGAUGCCUAGCUUAUCACAGAGACAUGAGGCCAUCCAUGAUGGAAGUUGCUCAUGAACUAGAGCAAAUUCGGCAAAGUGGGUGGAUCUCCCUCGACGAGAAUGUGUGCAUGGGAUCAUCCGUUGUGUCUUCUUGUUCUUCACCACUUAAUGGGAGCGAGCGAUCAUUUGGUGGUUUAUCAAUAAAGAAAUCAGUAAUAGGGAGCCAGAGGCUUAUUAUUACACAGAAGGCUAUGAAUCAGCUAGCUUCGUUGGAAGAGGGGAACGAUAGUUCACCUGUAUCAGUUCAUGAUCCAUGGUUCAGCGAGCAAAGCUCACCUUCGACAAACAGCUUAUUGAGUAAUGUAAUUCAGUAAGGUGGAUGAAGUAAUUCCGUCGUUGUAUGAUGUGCAUAAAUUGGUGAUUUUCUGCUCAUUCUGUUCAUUCGUGUCGUUUUCCUUGUUGUACACACAAGGUGGUGGUACAUAUCUAGAACCGGAAAGUGAAACUAUUGUACACAUUAUAAUGUAGGAUAUGUAUUGUAGUAUGUUUAUGUCCUGAAAUCAUUUAUCUGCUUCACACACUUAAAAAGGUCUUAUGAUCUUACCGCAAUUUUGGGCGAAUUUUUAUAGAAAUCGUUGUUCCAUUAUGAGGAUUUACUUUCACAAA
Amaranthus tricolor (Joseph's coat) is the source of this 2913-nucleotide messenger RNA. RefSeq names its product wall-associated receptor kinase-like 14. Gene Ontology annotation, molecular function: protein kinase activity; ATP binding. The record is from RefSeq and is a predicted model, not a curated record. The transcript has 3 exons. NCBI's taxonomy places the organism in Eukaryota, Viridiplantae, Streptophyta, Magnoliopsida, Caryophyllales, Amaranthaceae. Gene Ontology annotation, biological process: protein phosphorylation. Bases 537 to 2621 code for a protein of 694 amino acids.